UGAUUGACGAUAUGCGCAUAACGCGGAAGUAGUUGCCACAUGACACAUCCCAACUUGGUGUCAGGCACGUUUCACAUGUAUAGUACCCUUUUCCUGUGAACACCAUCAUGCCUUCAUCCUCAGAACAAAGCUUCAGAGCCAACCUAUCUCAGUUCCGCUGGGCCAGAGGAGUCACAGACGACUCCCAACAAACCCAGCAACCACUCCCAUCAUCAAACCCGUUCUCCCGCUUCUACAACGCCGUAGCAGGCGACUAUAUCCCUCUCAGAUCUACUGAACGUUCCAACGAAGACGAAGCAUGGUUUGCGCUAUCACGUUGGGAAAGGCUGCUCGGGUUCGGUGCAUGCUUGUUAGGCGCAGCAGUCUGCUUCUUCGUCGCUUUUAUGACCCUCCCUUUCCUCGCCAUCAAUCCCGCAAAAUUUGCUUUGGCAUUUAGUCUGGGGAGCUUGCUCGUGAUGUUCGGUUUCUCGGUUCUCAUAGGACCAUUAAACCACGCAAAACAUUUAAUUUCAAAAGAGCGACUACCAUUCACCCUCGUCUACUUCUCAAGUUUGGGCUUGACCCUCUAUUUCUCCAUCAGCGUCCACUCGUACUUGGGCUCGCUAUUAGCAGGUGUCGUCCAGGUGGUAUCUCUAGUAGCGUAUGUCCUGGCAUACUUCCCAGGAGGCACACAGACGUUGCGCUUUGGUGGACAAAUCGCUCUGCGGGGAGCAGGAAGCCUGCUACCUUUCUAAAUCUAGUGCUUGCUCAUUGUUUAUUCCAACAACGACGAUCAAUCUAUCAUGAGCGCAAUGCGAUACUUUUGAAAAUAACAAACGACGACAGCAACGAACCAUCUACUCCAGAGCUUCGUGCAAC
Suillus discolor is the source of this 858-nucleotide messenger RNA. RefSeq names its product Got1/Sft2-like family-domain-containing protein. NCBI's taxonomy places the organism in Eukaryota, Fungi, Basidiomycota, Agaricomycetes, Boletales, Suillaceae. Gene Ontology annotation, biological process: vesicle-mediated transport. Bases 108 to 734 code for a protein of 208 amino acids. The record is from RefSeq and is a predicted model, not a curated record. The transcript has 6 exons. Gene Ontology annotation, cellular component: membrane.